Molecule: messenger RNA, 890 nt
Organism: Phalaenopsis equestris
Lineage: Eukaryota; Viridiplantae; Streptophyta; Magnoliopsida; Asparagales; Orchidaceae
Product: protein PRD1-like
Exons: 3
Coding region: 18-890 (290 amino acids)
Biological process (GO): meiotic DNA double-strand break formation
Source: RefSeq, a predicted model, not a curated record
GUGUCCUGCGAGCGACGAUGCAGGAAGCGGGUGUCUGCUGGGAUGAGCAGCAGGUGGGCUCGGCGUACAUGGAGGAAUUUUCAGCGGCAAGUGCUUGCCUGAAAGGUCACCGGAGAUCGCUAUCGGUGGAGACGGCUGCCGGAGGUAGCAUCUGCCUCGCUUGCUUCGCCGCACUGGUAUCAGAUCCGCUCUCCCCCACUCACUACGUCUCUUACGCCCUUUCUCAACUCAACCUCUCCUUCGAUGACCCCGAUCUCCUCAUGGAGCUACGGGAACGCCACGCAUAUCUUCUUGUGGUUCCUCUAGUGGCCGCCCUCUCGGUGUUCGACGACGAGAUCGCUCGCCAGGUUAUGGAACUGAUCUACGAUUUCUGUUUUCGAGGUCAAAUGGGACGGUUAGGGUUGGGGGGAAGCGGAAGCGAAAGAUUCUCCGCCACUUCACUGUCAGGUGAUUUCAUUGCUCGGAUUGCGGAUCGGCUUUCGUCGGGGACAAUCGCGUGGAGCCGGCGGUAUAUCUGCUUGUUGCACUGCUUUGGGGAGCUCCUAAAUACUCACCAGGCAAGUAGCCCAGCAGUUCACAUCAGAGAGAAAGACGCCCUUUUCUCCAACCUGCUUAUUGGUCUCCAGCUCCCAAGCGAAGAAUUACGUGGGGAGGUGUUGUUUGUGCUUUAUAAGCUAUGCUCUCUCAGUAUCACACCAUGGGAGAAUGUUGAUGAUGACAAUGACGACUGUGCGGGGUCCUUGGACGCUAGGGCAGCAGCCUUGUUGCGGCUUGCAUUGGAAAUUCUGCUGAAAACCCAGCAUGAUGAAGUUCGCAUGAAUUGUUUGGGUAGAUCACAAACUUCUUCACUGGCUAUAGCUCAUGUUUUUACCAGCAUUGCCUUCUUUUAA